UCAAAUCCGGAAAUGAGAUGCUCCGCGUCCCAAAGAUGGUGUCUUCUUCAAUACAAUAGAGGAUAAACACACCAGAAAAAAUGGUGUUAAACAAAUAAUGUCGCGACGAGGAGAUGAAAUAUCUGGUAACUGAAUGUGUGGCGACUGUUUAUGAUUUAUAAAUUGCCUCUGGGGGCGAAAAUGUUGGCUAUCAGGAGAGCCGACGGAGGCUCGUACACGGAUAAUCUCAUUGGGACUUUACUCGCUAUUUUUGGAAAUGUGCUUGUCAGCAUCUCUCUAAGUGUUCAGAAAUACAGCCAUGUGACGUUAGGGGACACCAAGGAUCAUCGUGCCUUCUACCGCACUAAGACCUGGUGGUGUGGGUUUGUGCUGGCAUGUAUCGGGGAGGGAGCCAACUUUGUGUCCUAUGCCUUCGCCCCCCUUGCUCUUGUAGCACCCCUGAACGCUGUGUCUAUCGUCACAAGCGCAAUUUUGGGUCUCAUUUUUCUGCGCGAGAAAUCGAAGCCAAAGGAGUUUGCAAAGCAAUAUGGGCUGGCCUUCCUGGGCUGUAUCCUCACCAUAGGAGGAACGUACCUCUUUGUAGCAUUUGGACCAAACUCUCAUGAAAAGCUCAAAGCUGAGAACAUUGUGAAGCACCUUGUAGGAUGGCCUGUUCUCUUGUAUCUGCUCCUGGAGAUCAUCACAUUCUGCCUGCUUUUAUACUUCUACAAACAGCGCAGUGCUAACUACCUCGUUGUUAUUUUGAUGCUGGUCGCUCUACUGGGCUCCGUCACAGUUAUCACAGUGAAGGCGGUGUCAGGCAUGCUGGUUCUCACCAUCGAGGGCAACAUGCAGCUCAACUACCCGAUCUUCAGUGCCAUGUUUGUAUGUAUGGUGGCUUCAGUGAUCUUCCAGGCCAGAUUUGUCUCCCAGGCUUGUAAGCUGUAUGACUCCUCUCUAAUUGCUUGUCUCAACUACAUCCUCUCCACCAUCUUUGCCGUGGUAGCUGGCGCUGUUUUUUACUUAGAGUUUAAGAAAGAAGACGUGCUUCACAUCUGCCUGUAUUUGUUGGGAUCUGCGUUCUGUUUCCUUGGAGUGUUUCUCAUCACCAAAACCAGGAAAAGGAUCCAGGCCUUUGAGCCUUAUGUCACCAUGGAUAUGUCUAACGGUGUCCCAAUCAUUCACGACAAAGGCACGGUGAUUCAGCCAGACUCCAACGGUGCGUUCUCCUACGGCGCUCUGGUCAACAACGAUGGAGUGGCUCCUGCUCCUCUGCCAGUCAACCUGGAUCAACCAUCAGUCGACUCCACAUCCAGUGAUGCACCUUGGGGCCCUCAUGACCUGAAGCAAGAUUGAAAGUGAUUUUUAACUUUUCUCUUUUACAUCAUUCAACUGUAAAGAACAUUCAUGGACCUUGAAAGGCCAAGAUGAAUACGUUCAGCUCUUCACAUAUGCACAAGACCAACCUCCAGCCCAGUAGGAGGGUCCACUGGGUCUUUUUAAUCUUCUCUUUCUCUGUCUUACACUCCCCUCUACACGCUUUCUUUUCUGAAACCUCUAAACAAAAAAACCAUGAGUAGCAUUCCUUUUUUUAAGAAGAUGUCAGCUGCAUUCAUUCCAAAACUGAAGGGAGGAAACCUGAAGCUGCUGGACGUUGUAGCGGACGCACAAAGAGGGCCCAAUAUGACAGCAGAGACGGUGUUGUGCCUUGAAGCUCACUGCCUUCACUCUGCGUCAGCUUUAUGAUGUUAAGGACUCACUUACAUGACUGUUAAGCAAACUUUCGCACAUUAGCGGGAACAUACAGGGAUCCGUUCUUCCAUUGAGGGCUGUGAUGUCACUCCUCAGAGUUGUAUAAUGUAGCUGCACACUUGCCAAUGAACAUUUUGACCUUUAAUAUCUGCCUCUAACUCUCUUACACAUGAGCGGUUUCACUCCACAAGUUUGUUCUCCUGACGUGACCAAACAACGGGUGCAAAUGUUGUAAUUUAUUGUGAUGUAUUUAUUAAUUUUCAAGUUAGCUUUUAGCGUGCCUUAAUUAGUAGCUGUACACUGGAUAGAUUACUGUAACAUGGUACAUAACCCAGGUAGGUGAGUGACGCAUCACUGUAGCUGUUCAGUUAUGAUGAAACCCUUGAAACAUUGAAAGGUGAAGAUGAAUCGAAGUGAAUCAUGCUUGCAUAUUGACAUACUGAUAAAUUAUUUAAAUGUGCACUGUGAGUUUAAAAAGGUAAUCUACCUUUGGAAGCAUAUGUCUGAAUUUAGUUUUUAGCUAAAAUAAUUUGGUUUCCCUUUUAACCUGAUGCCUUGAAGUUUAUGAUGACAGACAAAUCAAGAAAUAAAACUGAAAGUACGCACUUACUGUUGCAAAAUUAACAUGUGCUGAUCCCUCAGUGUUUUACAAGCUGAACCAUUAUCCAGCAAUAACUGUUUCAUAAUUAAGUUUAAUUAAAUACUUCCAAAUGAAUGAAGGGCUGUGUAUAUUGGAUACUCUCCAUGUCUACACACGUGGCAGUGCAUUUCUACAGUGUUAAUGACGCAGAUUCUUUCCACAGUAUUCAGUACGUACAUGUUAUUAUGGUUUUAUUAUCUGUGGUUUGUUGUGUGUACAAACUCAUCAUUACAUCAUCAUGUAAACCAACUGAAGCCUGUCUUGUUAAUAAAACUGCCAUCUAAUAAAAGCAGAAGAGUUCACUGAU
Messenger RNA from Epinephelus lanceolatus (giant grouper), 2678 nucleotides. RefSeq names its product NIPA like domain containing 3 (gene nipal3). Gene Ontology annotation, biological process: magnesium ion transport. The record is from RefSeq and is a predicted model, not a curated record. Gene Ontology annotation, molecular function: magnesium ion transmembrane transporter activity. Gene Ontology annotation, cellular component: membrane. Lineage: Eukaryota; Metazoa; Chordata; Actinopteri; Perciformes; Serranidae.